GCAGACGAGUGCAGUGCUGUGUGCGGGCGGCUGUGCCCUGCUGGCCCUCAGCUCCCUGCUGGCCAUCGUGGCCGUGCUGCUGCCCGGCGGAGCCUGCGAGCGCCGACUCUGCACCCUGGCUGGCUACAUGCAGACAGCAGCAGUGUUCAUAAUGGCUUCUGGGCUUUUGGUUUACCCUUUUGGUUUCAACUCUGCUACUGUGAAGAGAUUCUGUGAGAACUCAGACAUCUACUAUGCAGGAGACUGCCAGAUUGGAUGGGGGUACAUGCUGGCAAUUGUUGGGGUCAUGUUGUCUGUCUUUUUACCAUUCUUUGCAAAAUAUGCACCAAAAGAGCACAUAUCUCCAACUCCAAUACCUACUAUUUUAUAGUAUUUUAUUCCUGUUUAAGAACAGAACAUUCCUGUCUACACUAAGGGGCAGAAAUUCUUGAAGCACUUCCAGUUGGCUGUGUUGCUAAAGAGAGGAGAGGAGAUGGGGAAGAGAAGGUCACAUUGACAAAGACCAAAAGUGCAUUGAAAGUCUUCCGUAAGCACGAGCAGCGAACGCUCUGGAAUUGAAAUAGGAUUAAUCAGCAGCCUUCACCCUGCUCUAACACACCAUGGCAUACUGCCUUAGACAAAAAAAUAAUCAGUUUAUCCUCAAAACAUCUGUCUACCUCCCACUUUCUUUUGUGUCUCAAAAUUGUGAGUUUUAAAAGCUUCAAUUCACUUUUGAUAUAUUGUGAAAUGUCAGAACUUUUAUGAACCCAGUAACUUGAAAAUUAAUAAUGAUAUUUUGUUACAAUUAUUUUGAUUAGUGAAAAAGCACCUACGAGUACCCACAGCCUAAAAUUAAGAUUGAUAGCUAAAAAAACCAUAUUCAAGAAAAGUUUCUUCUUAAUUUAUAUAUAUAUUAGCAGCACCUGCAUAUUGUAAAUUCUGGGCACAGUUUUUACUUCUGCUCCAAUUGCCAAGAUAUAGAGACAUCUUCAUGAAGUCCUGGGUAAAACUGAAAUUUCUUUUUUUCUGAGAACUUCAACUACUUCCAAAGGCUUCAUGAUGAUUUAAUACUUUAACAACAGGAAAAAAAAUCCCUAAGAAUUUGUUCUCAGUAUUUCCUAAAUGAUAAUUCUAAAUGGACUUUAACAAAAUAUUUUGAACUAUGACAGCGAUAGACUUUGGGUUUUGUUGUUUAAGGCUGAAAAGAAAAAAUCUCAGUUUACAAAAAUGUCUGUGCCCAAAGGCCCUUAUCUGUAGUGAUAACACAAGCCAGAAUGAACUAAUUCCAGUAUUUCCAUUGCAAUUGAGAGUCCAGAUUGUAAAACAAAAAA
Molecule: messenger RNA, 1310 nt
Organism: Zonotrichia albicollis (white-throated sparrow)
Lineage: Eukaryota; Metazoa; Chordata; Aves; Passeriformes; Passerellidae
Source: RefSeq, a predicted model, not a curated record